This is a messenger RNA of Cariama cristata (Red-legged seriema), 1017 nucleotides long. It is a transcript of the gene INKA2, whose product is annotated as family with sequence similarity 212, member B. Gene Ontology annotation, cellular component: nucleus. The record is from RefSeq and is a predicted model, not a curated record. The transcript has a single exon. Gene Ontology annotation, molecular function: protein serine/threonine kinase inhibitor activity; protein kinase binding. NCBI's taxonomy places the organism in Eukaryota, Metazoa, Chordata, Aves, Cariamiformes, Cariamidae. Bases 1 to 1017 code for a protein of 338 amino acids.
AUGUCUGCUUCCUUCCCUCCGCAGCUGUCCAUGAAGGAGGUCGGAGACGGGCUGCACGAGCAGAUGAACUGCAUGAUGGGCGCCCUGCAGGAGCUGAAACUCCUCCAGGUCCAGACAGCCUUGGAGCAGUUGGACAUCUCAGGGAGCCGAAGCACCGUUUCUGGCACUGAGCAGCACCAGUGCUGCCGGAGCAGGAGAGACGUGCGCAGGGACCGGCACGACGAGCGGCUGCGAGGGCAGGCGUCGGUGGCAGAGCACAGCCCCACAUCCCUGGCGUGUGCCGUGCCACAGCCGGCGGGUUUGUCCCAUCCUGCUGCGCUCCCGGAGAGCGGCCACCUUAGAGACGCCCCCUCCUACAUCAGCAGCCUCUACGAUGAGGACAUUUAUCACCCAAAAGGGCCUUCCUCCGCGUCCAUCAGAGCAGAGCGUGUCCGCCCAAGCACAUUCGAGCCUAGUAGCCAGGGCACAGCUGGGGGAUGGCCAACAUGCCAGGAGUGCCCAGGGUGCGAUGAUGGCCAUGACUGGACAUCCUCCCUCAUGUCCCAGAGCAGGAACCGGCAGCCGCUGGUCUUGGGGGAUAACAUCUUUGCAGACUUGGUUGGGAACUGGUUGGAUCUGCCGGAGCUGGAUAAGAAGGGGGAGAAGAGCGAGGCGUCCCUGUCCAUGAGCAGAUCCCAGGAGCUCUGCAGGAAGUUCUCCCUCACAGCCAACAUCUUCAAGAAGUUCCUGAGGAGCGUUCGGCCAGACCGAGACAGGCUUCUCAAGGAGAAACCUUGCUGGCUUCCACCUGAAGACAAACAGCCUGAAAUUUCUAAGAGAUCCAAAAAGAUGAACAAACUCAAGGGGACAUUUUACUUCCCACUUCAUGGGAACAUCCAGAACCAUCACAGCAAAGCGGAGAGGUGCCCAAAGGCAGAAAGCAAUAGCGAGAAACCCAAAAGUGGCACCAAGAAAGUCCACGGUACCAUAGACUACACCCAGUCUGGGUUUGACAUCAAUACAGCUGUUUGGGUCUGA